AUGCAAAACAUGAUUUAAACAAAUGAUAAGAUGAUUAUUUCAAUCUUUUUCACUUUAUUUUUGCUGCUUCAAGUCUCUUAAUGCCUAUAAAAAACUAUUGAAAUGAAUAGCGAGGAUGUUGAUUAUUUAGUAGAACUUUCUCCUACGUUCUUUAAGGGAGAGAUUAUAUCUUAUAAAAUUAUUAUUAAUCAAUUAUUAUCAUUAGAUUAUACAUUUUUUUAUUUAUUGUAAGAUGAAGGAUCUUGCAGCUAAUUCUCUACUCAAUUUUGGAUAACAUACAACGAAUUAGGGAUAAAUUAUUAGGAAAAGUAAGAAAUUUGCUUUGAGAAUGAGUAUAAAGAAAAUAACUUUUGCUAAACUAAGCUAUUUUAGAAAUAUUCCAUUUUGAUUGUAUAAAUAAAAUGUUUGGGAGAUUAAUGUAGAGCAAGAAGUCUUAUUUUAUUAGAUAAGUUUAAAUAUUAUAUAUAAAGUAAAACUUAAAACAUAAAGAUUUAGGUAUAAAAACCAGUUUUAUAAAUUAAGUAUGAAAUGUUGUAUGAAUUUAAAACCUACUUGCUUAUGUAUUCACAAGAAUUAAAGUAUGUAUUUAUUGUAUAAGAUAUAAAACAAUGUAGUAAAAUAACUAAAUAUGGAGUGACUUACUACAUUUUCGAGAUAAAGAAAAAUGGCUGUACAAAAUUGGAUUUUACCAUUAUUUCAUAUACCAAAAAUUUAAGCCUUAUAAUAGAUGAACUCUAAAACUUAUAACAUCCCAUUUAUUAUAAUUAAGGUUAUUAAAAUUUAGAAACAUCUCAUAUUUAUGUGAUUGGUAGUUGUUUCAUUAGUUAUAAUUAUUAAUAAUACAAAUUGCUUUCUAAUGUUUAUUAUAAAGUUAAAUCUCCCUUUUUUUAUUUUAUACAAACUUGCGAGUAAGAAUCAAAUAUAAUUUAUCUAAAAAUUUAAUAAGAUUUUGAAGUUGAAGAAUAUUAUUUAGAGUAUUUAUAUUAAAAAAAAAAUAGUCUAAAUUUAAGUUUAAACAAAGCUUUAAUUGACCAUGCUAUAUGCCUAUAUUUAAAAGGAUAAGAUAUUAAUAUAUCUUAUGGGUCUUCUGAUAAACUCUUUGAUGAUAAUAAAGAUUACAGUUAAAAUUUAAAAUAAGCUUAAGUAGAUGAAAAUGGAAAUGUUUGCAUUAAUUAUGAAGAAAAUUUGUCUCUAUUUUAGUAUGAAAACAAAUACUUAAUUGCUGAGGGAGCUGGAUUUGUUAGCUAUAAGUUAAUGAGGAUUAAAAUAUCAUAUGAUAACUUGAAUUAGCUUUAUGGUUAAAUUUAUAAUAAGAUAUAAACAAGUACGUAUCCUAUUUAAUUAAAUAUUUUUAAUCAGCAAAAAAUUAAAAAAAGAUUAGCAAUUAGAUAUUCUGAUAAAUGUAAAGUAAUAGAGCAAACUGAGAACUAAGAUAUAUCGAUAACUCUAGAUAGCUAGGCUGACUCAAGUGAUUUUAUAUAUCAUCUGGAAAUAUACUAUUCACUCUCUUUUUAAGAAAUAGAUUAUUUAGAAGAUAUUAUAUUUAGUGAUGUUUCAAAUAGAAAUACAGUGUUUAAACAAAAAAUAGAAUCAAAAAAUAAAGUAAUUAAAUUUUAUUUGCCAAAAGAAUUUAAAGAAAAUGAUUUUAUUAUUGAGUUAUUUUAUGAUUUCUAAAGUCUAUCUACAAUUUUAGGUAAAAUAUCAUAAAAUGUAACCUAUUUUAGCCCUAUAUUAUCAAGCAACCACCAUCUAUAUUACAUAUAAAAAUAAAUUAUUGAAUAAAAUUGGCAAGAAGAUCCGAUAGUUAUUUUAUGUAUGAAUCUAACAUAAUUAAGCUUAAAAAGAAACUAUUUUGAUAGUAAAAUUUAAAUUUAUAAUUUUAAUUUUGAAAGAAAAAUUUAAAUAAACAUUAAUCAAUUUAAAUAAAAUAUAAUUAAUGUUUAUAUUGAUUUACAAUAAAAUAAAAUUAUUUAAACAUAAAAUAAACCCUUGAUUCACAUUUAAAAAAUUAAUUAAUCUCUUGAUAAAUUAACAAUUUGGCUUGAUAAAAACAUUCAAAUAAAUGAAUAAAGUGUGGAUAUUCAAUUUUGUUGUGAUACCACCUAUAUUAACCCGAUUUAAGUUUACUAUAAAUACUUGUAUGAAUAAGACGAUUAAUUUCUUAAUGAUAAUAUUUUAGAUAACUAUUUUUUUAAAAGUAAUUUGCUUAUUUAUUGCUGGGGUAGCUCCUAAUAAUCAGAAUAUUAUAGAAAACUUUAAUAUAUUUAUACUAGAAUAUUCGACUAAGAAGAAUUAUCAAAAAUAUAUUCAUUAGAUGUUGAAACUGCUUUUGAAGCUUUUUAAUUUAAUAAAAAAUUUUACAAUUAGGCGAUUAUUAGAGGACAAGAAAUAUGUCUUGCUUUAUACCAAGAAGAUGUUAACUUUCAAAAACAAAUUCAUUUAAGUAAUGAAAGCUAUAUUUAAGAAAUAGAAGUCGAAAUGUCAACCUAUACACUUUUAUUGUCUAAUUCAACAAAUAAAAUUAUUCAAGUUAUUUUGGAAAAUGAGAAUUCAGACUUUAUAUUUGAGUAAUUUAAUUGUACUAAUGGUUCCUAUAUUUACACUUAAAAAGCUUUAUUAACAAUUUAUAUUUUAAAAAAUGCAUAAGAUUACUAAAAGUUUUAAUAAAAAUUAAAAGUAAAGGCAAUAGAUUAAGAAGUAUAAAUUAUAUAUUUAAAUAAGCUUUUUAAAAUAAAAUCUAAUUAAUGGAUAAUUUUAUCAAUAAAUAAGAUGCGAAAUUAUUAAAUUUUAUAAUAAAGUAAUUAAAAUGAGUUUUAUAUUGAUUUUUGGCUAUCAAAUUAUAAUCUUAAAAUUGAAGAAUGCUCUCAACCUAAUUUACAAAUAUUCCCAUAAAUUGAUGGAGUGCUAACUAAAGAAAAUAAUGUUGUCAAAAAUACUGAAUUUCUUUAUCUUUAUUUAAAAGCAAGCUCAAAUUUCAAUGCAAAAUAAUUUUUAUUCAUGGCAACUGAAUAUAGUCAUAUUAAUCUCAUAAAUUAGGAAAAUGUAACUUUAAACUAGUAGGUUUUUUAAAACUAUGUCUUUGAGAGUUUUUACUAAAAUAGAAUUUUUAAGAUUUAGCAUCAAAAUGUAUUAAAUAUUUAGAUCUAUUUUUGCUCAUAGCGUUUUUAAUUUUCUCAAGAGAAUUAAAUAACAGAUAUUAGCUUUGAUUUAUAAAAUAAAUUGAAAAGUAUUAACAACACUUAUGUCUUUCUCUAUCCUGAAAUAUCAUUAAAUAAAAAUCAAUUUUAUGAUUUAAUUUAAAAUUCCUUGCAAUAGUAAAAAUAAAUUUGUUUGCAAAUAUAUUAAAAUGAAGGCAAUUAAUUGAAUUAAAAUGCUACAGGAAGUAUUUUAACUGACGAAAGAUUAACUUAAUAGUUGAAAAUAAACUAGGCUUUUAAUAUUCAAAUAAAUUCUUAAAAUAAUUAUCAAAAUGAAUAUGUGAUUUUCGAAGUAGAAAAGAGUGACACAAAUUCUUAUUUAUACUUAGAAUAUCAAUUAAUUGAAGAAAAACCAGUUCUUUUUGAAGUAAGAUAUAUGUAGAGUGGAUAUUUUUUACACAGGUUUUACUUCUAAUCAAGCUAAGAAGUAAAAGUUUUUUAAUUGUAAAAUGUUAAAUAUAUUGAGAUUUAUAAUUAUGAGCCAACUACUAAUAUACUUUUGACACUCAUUCUAUCAGAAAAAUAAUUCUCUAUUACUAACAUUUAUCGAAAUUAAAUGAGCUUCAACACUUUUUAGGAACCAAAAUUAUUGCUCUUAAGUAGACUACCAGAUUAAAACCUAAUAAUUUCUUUAUAAAAUAACUAAAAUUAAAUAACAAAAGAAUAGCAAAAAAUGGUACCACAUAAAAUUGAUAAUAUUUUUAUUGAAGAUAACUAAGUAAAUUAUGAAUUAAUUGAGGUUCAUCAAAAUAUCUAUUUCUAAAAAAUUUUUUAUUUCUUAGACGUAAACAAUAAGAAUGUAUCAAUACAUAUAAAAAUAAAAUAUUACAGUAAUAUACAAGAGUCUUAUGGAGACUUUAAUAGUUCUGCUUAUGAAUAUGCCCUAAUGUCUAAUACUUUUAAAUUUAAAAUAGAGAGCACUAAAUUAAUUAAUAAAAUAAUUAAAGAUAUUGAUAUUUUGGGCUUACAAAAUUAAAAAAUUUAUUUUUUUUUUUCAACAAGUGAGCACUCUAUUUCUUAAGAGUUUACGAAUGGCUUCAACAAUAUAGAAAAUAAUUAAAAUAUAGUUAUAUUCAAGGAAUAUUUACUAAAGUUGAAAUAGAUCAAAGAUAGCAUAAAAUAUGAGAUAACUACGACUUGUUUUUAAAAUAUACAGAUGUAAAUUCGAAAAGAAGAUGACAAAUAGUUUGAGUAUUUUAGAAUUUAUAUCUAAAUUAAUAAUUCAACCUUAAUAGCUCCUUUAAGUUAAAUUUUUAAACAUUAAUUACCAUCUAAAAAUAUAGAAAUACAAUAAAAAAUAUUGAAUUAACUCUGGAUGAUUUUAAUCAUAUUGAUAUUACUAUUAAUUUUAAUACUUGUUUUCAUGUUUAAAUUAAAAUUACUUUAUAGAAAAAUAAAGAAUUUAUGA
Tetrahymena thermophila SB210 is the source of this 4605-nucleotide messenger RNA. Its product is annotated as transmembrane protein, putative. The transcript has 6 exons. NCBI's taxonomy places the organism in Eukaryota, Ciliophora, Oligohymenophorea, Hymenostomatida, Tetrahymenidae. The record is from RefSeq and is a predicted model, not a curated record.